Pocillopora damicornis (cauliflower coral) is the source of this 4920-nucleotide messenger RNA. RefSeq lists its product as uncharacterized. Gene Ontology annotation, biological process: carbohydrate metabolic process. Lineage: Eukaryota; Metazoa; Cnidaria; Anthozoa; Scleractinia; Pocilloporidae. The record is from RefSeq and is a predicted model, not a curated record. Gene Ontology annotation, molecular function: beta-glucosidase activity.
UUUGAAAAAUGAUUCACGCUCUUAAUCAAGCGCUAGAGAUGGACACUUUACCCAGCCAGCUAUUCAUGCGAUAAUAUUGAUAUCUGGCACGCGUAACACCGCUGUUGCAGGUCACAAGGUUAAGUAAAUGUACAUGUUGAUUGGCUGUUUUUGGUGGCGCGGUACCUGGAUACAAUUUAGGUACCAAAAGUUUAUUGUCAAAGCAUUUUUUAAACAAGAAUUUUUACUGAUGAAUAGGUUGUGUUAGUGACCCUUAGCUAUCAAACUUUGACAGUCCGUUGCUUUUUUUCCCAUAAUUCGUUGUAACAUAUUUUUGAAGAGGCUGACAUGGUGACGCCUGCAUCCUUAAAAAAUAAAUGACUACAAGUUAACCCGUCAGCUAAUUUAUACAAAUUGUUAUUCAGACUUAUUCUGAUCACGAUACGUAGAUUUUUAUAAACCAUCUAACUGAAGUAAGGCCUUGUUCGAUAGGAUUCGAUAGGUUUCGAUAGGGUUCGAACGAGCAAGGAAAAACGGCAUUGUGUUACUGACUAUAAAUCUGUGUAUUAAGCCUAACAUUGUCUAAAUAUCCCUCCAUAAAAUCGCUUGUAAGGUUCACAUGAAUGUUUGUUUCACAAAUGCUCAGUCAAACCAUCAUGGCUGUACAAUUUUUAAAAAAUAUCCUGGUUGACUUGCCAAGCAUCACCCAGACACCGGUGCUUAUAUGAUGUUUUAAUUAUGCUUGUUCUUGCGGAAACACAAACCAAGAUAGUUUUCCACGCCCUGAUAGUUAGCGACUGACUUAGUUUAGCUUCCUGUGAAUUAAGCCUUCCAACUUGAAGUGAAAGAAUGUUUAACGAACGAAUUAGAUUCCAUUAUGGUCCUAAUAAGAUUUCCUUCUUCCACAUCGGCGUUCUAUUUUACAUGGGGUUUGUUGGAUGUUCGCAUUCCACACGCGAGCUGAAACAGUGUCUUCCAGUAGCCACGUUCGACGAUGCUGUACUUUCGAGACCUCAGAAUGCUUCAAUAAUAAAGCGACAGCUCGGACAUUUUAAGAACCUUUCCACAUGCGUAUCGCACUGCUGCAGGAGUUCCAAAUGCGAUGUUGCCUUGUUCGACGGCACUUUCUGUUAUGGCGUGUUUUGUCCAACGGAAAACGUUUGCCAUUUUGAAAAAGCCCGGGAAGGACAGAGGUCAUAUCAGACCGUGUUGUUAAAAGAUAUUUUUGCAGGAGUGGACAGAUUCCUAGAGGGAAGAGCUCGACUGGGAUCGAUACAUCCUUCAAAUCUCAAAUUAAAAAAGCUUCAAUUUUCUUUUGAGGAAGGGAUGAAUAGAAAUAAAUCAAACAUCAAAAGAGGCAAAUAUAGAAAACAGGGUGCUCAUCAAUUAAAGCGGAUCUUGUCGGCGAAACGAAACAUUUUACAAGAAAGGAAAAAGCGUCUUAACGAUGAUAAAUGCCACAUUAGACGAAUCACAAACAACACCUCCUUGCACUCAGGUAUGGAUGCUGGGAAAUUCAAAUUACAUGGAAAAUCAAAGGGCAUUUCAGCUUGUGCGAGGCUGUGUUGUCGAGACCAACUGUGUGAUAUCGCCGUUAUAAUGACUGGUCGCUGUUACACUGUGCAAUGUUAUAGCAUGACGGACUGCCAAUCAAAACCUUUAGAGAGCAAAGCUACUAAUAUUGUAAUAGCAUACGUUUACAAUCCCAGGAAAGCGUUCAGCAAUGAGAGCAGACGCAGCAGUGAAACUGAUCAUACCAAGCGAAAAGAAAUUAGCAAGAAAACCGUCGUGUCCAAUCCUAAUGAAGGUAACAUAGGCGAUAUUCUUGGAAAGAUUAGGUUCCUGAACGGUCCAUCUACUGUAACAUCAGACAUGCACUUCAGUUUUCUCCAACAGUGCGCUCUCUAUGUUGAACCAGAAAAUGUAACAAAGCCUGUUCAUGGCUGGGUUACUCCACGAUAUUCUCCCGUUAAAUAUCUUUACCAGGCUCCCAGGAGUACACCUCCGCCUCUUGGUAUGAGAUCUGCCGUGCCUCUUGGAGGAAUGGGGACAGGAUCGUUAGAGCUUAGAGCCGACGGAUCAUUUCAUGAAUGGACCCUUGAGAACCAGUCACCAGGUGGAUCGGCCAAACUUGGCCCAGGCGCAUUGGAUAAAACAGUGCUUGGUGUAAGAGUGAGUUCUUCUUUGGGAACAAAAGCCGCCCUCUUGAGAACACACCCUCCUCCUGGGUACCCUGGUGUGAAGGGCUUGUCAUACUCAGGAUCUUUUCCAGUGUCAAGACUUAGUGUUAAGGAUGAAAGAUUUUUUGGAGUUGAAAUAGACUUGUUUGCAUACGGCACUCUCCGAGCGAGGAAAACAGAACUAUCAUUUGUUCCUGGAGUAGUUUUUACACUAAGUGUUAAAAAUCCAACUGAUAAGGAAGUGGAUGUGUCUUUCCUGUUGAAUAUUCCUCUUGGUGAGCAACCAGACACGUCAAGAAGAGGCGACAACAUUGAGACCAAAGUUGAUGUAGUGUCUUCAGCUCAGUGUGCAGCCAUGUGUAACGAGGAUGAUCGUUGCAUGGCCUGGAGCUAUGAAAAGGACAGGUGUUCGUUAAAAGAUGCAAUGCCACUUCACGCGUUUAAGGCGGGUGUCACUUCCGGCGUUAAGGGACAGUGGAGAUUAAAGGAAGAAAUGCUAACUUGUGAAAGGCCCAACAAGUUCCCAAACAGUGGAAGCACUACGCUUCUGUCAAGCAAUACAAACAAACCAACAUUUGGCGUCACGGAUGACUUCCGGUCCGUUUGGGAAGCGUUUGAAUCGAGCGGAAAACUAAGAAAGAGGAUAGACUCUUUCGGCUUUCAUGGCACGAUAGCUGUUGGAGCAAGACUUCCUUCUGGUAUAAGUGAAACACUGACGUUCAUUUUAGCCUGGUAUUAUCCUUACCGAGACCACUCAGGAAAAAGCGUUGGGCAGUAUUACAGCAACCUCUUCAACUCCAGCAGAGACGUAGCUGAGCACAUCCGAGACAACCUUCUCUCAAACUUGAAGGACAUCAUUUCAUGGCAUUCAAAUAUCAUUCCCUCGACGCCCUUCAGGACUUCCCUACGAAAUUAUGGUGUAAAGUCUUCUCUUCCUGAAUGGCUUCAGGAUCAUCUAGUCAACAGUUUGAGUUUUUGGAGAAGCGGAUUUCGAGUGGCUGACGGCAGAUGGCGGCAAUGGGAGGCACUAGACUGCAAUGAUGUCGAUUCGGUUCACAAUGAUUUCCAGAGGGAACUACCGUACCUCAUUUUCUUCCCAGAACUACUGGAAAACGUUGUGAGGGCCUGGGCUCGAUAUCAGCACCCAGGUGGAUGGAUACAGGAGACUCUACAGAUACAGUGGGGAUGCCAUAACCGAACAAACCGGUUAGAUACCCCUGGAGGAAGAGUCAUGGCUGAUGUCACGCCAGCCUUUUUAGCACAGUUCUACCAUCUUUACUUAUGGACGGGCAACCAACAGGUCCUUCGAGAUCUCUGGCCAGCAGCUCGCAAGGCACUGAUUUGGCUCAUGCGUGACAGCACAGGGGACUCGGGCCUCCCUUUACGUAAAACGUGCACUUACGAUAUUAUUUACCAAGAGGGCUACGACCACACGACGUACAACAGUGUUAUGUAUCUGUUAGGAUUACGGGUGGGCCAAGUCCUUGCAGACACCUUAGGAGAAACUGAAUUGGCUCAGGCCAUUCAGCUAGCGUUUGAGUACGGAAAAGAAAAAUUGGACAGGACUUUAUGGGACGAGGAGGAAGGAUUUUAUCAUUCAUGGUGGGAUCACGAGAAAGGUUCUCCACCCUGGCUGAUGGCGGACUCUCUUUAUGGUCAGGUUUGGGCCUAUGCCCUGGGUCUUGGACACCUUCUUGAUCCUAUCAAAAUGAAAAUGCACCUGAAUAAAGAGAGACAGCUAAAUGGCACACCCUACGGACUUCGCGUGCUUGCUCAAGGGAUCAAGAAAAGAACAACGAAGACUGAUAAAAAUGCAAAGCAAAAACUUAGACAAAAGUGGAAAACACGCAAACAAGAGGAGGCCGUAGCAGAUUUGGGCAGCUUCUCCAACCAUAUUUCAGAAUUGAAAGAUCCACAUUUUAAUAAACUAUCAAAUUUUACAGCGAAGGAGAGUCAGCUAAGGACAAAAAUGUUCUACGAUAAUGAUAAAAUAAAUAGACACGCUGCGCAUCAUUUUUCAGCGAUUAAAACAUCAGUGACGAAGAUCGACAUGAAAAUACAAAGAAGAAAACUAAAUGGAACAGACAAAAUUGUGGAUAACCAAUUCAAUUCAACAUCAAAUUCAAUUCUAUCCGUUACACAAAAAUCUCUUCAACACGAAAACUGCUUUGCCCUUGAACAGGAGAGCAAGUUUAAUUCCAUUUGGAUGGGAAGCGAUGCAGAUUGGACCACUCUCAACAUCCAUCUGGGAAUGGAUCCUUCUAAAGCUCUAAAACAAGCUGAAAGAGCUCUGGAGCAUUACAGAACCAAACUGAACGACCUAUGGAAUAUCCACGGUUUGACCGCUGGUCAGGGUUACGGCGUAGACGGUCAGCCGUGGUGCACGUCGCAUUAUAGUUUCCACAUGGUCCUUUGGCACAUACCGUUGGCUCUUUCUGGCCAGCAGUUUAAUGCAAUAAAACAAAUAUUAAUAUUUGAACCGAAAUUGCAGGUCCCGUAUAAUCUUCCGUUCUUCACUCCUUUCGCUAGUGGAACAGUUCAAGCAAGAAAGCUAAAGGAGAGAAUUAAGCUUACCGUGACCGUGACAUCCGGGAGACUGGAGCUGAAGUUUUUAGCCGUAUCAAAAAGUAUGUUUCCAAACAAAAACGUUGAAAUAAGUGAGGGUGAAUUUGUAAGUUGGGAAAUGAAAUGAAUAUACCUUUCUAUCCGACAUUUUUUAAUAAAAAAGAUAACUUUAACUGUAUGGUUAUUCAUCGCUCGU